Pseudocercospora fijiensis CIRAD86 is the source of this 1806-nucleotide messenger RNA. RefSeq lists its product as uncharacterized. The transcript has 4 exons. NCBI's taxonomy places the organism in Eukaryota, Fungi, Ascomycota, Dothideomycetes, Mycosphaerellales, Mycosphaerellaceae. Bases 1 to 1806 code for a protein of 601 amino acids. The record is from RefSeq and is a predicted model, not a curated record.
AUGACGAGACGAAUUCGAGUGGCCGCCGCUCAGAUCGGAGCCGUGCACAGGACCUCGCUGCGGGCACACACGCUGCAGCGCAUGCUGGACCUGCUCGAAACUGCCGCUUCACAAGGUGCACAACUCGUGCUCUUCCCCGAAACAGCCUUCACAACCUUCUUCCCGCGCCACCUGAUCGACGACCAAACAGAACUCGAUUCUUUUUUCGAGCAUGCUGACAUCAGGACUGCACCGCACACCGCGCCGCUGUUCGACCGAGCCAAAGACCUGAGUGUAGAUGUCUCAGUUGGAUUUGCAGAGGCCUGCGACAAUGGCGACACCUUCAAUACAUGCAUAUACUUCCAUGCCAAGACAGGCGACAUCCUGUCCAAAUACAGAAAAGUCCACCUUCCGGGCGAUGUCGAGCCGUUCGAGCAUCCGAAUGCCACGAACCAGCUCGAGAAGCGCUACUUCAAGCCUGGUGACCUAGGCUUCAAAGCCUUCCGAGUGCCUGAUCUCGCCGAAAACACAGAGCCCAUACUUGGCAUGAUGAUAUGCAAUGAUAGAAGAUGGGGCGAGGCUUGGAGAUGCUAUGGACUGCAAGGUGUAGAAAUGGUGCUGUGCGGCUACAAUACUCCUGGAUUUGCUCCUCACCUGUGGGGAGCAGAUCUGAACCAGGACCCUGCCAAAGCAGAGGAAGACGCCAUCUUUCAACAUAAGCUGACCAUGCAGGGUAACAGCUACAUGAAUGCCACAUUCAGUGUUUGCGCAGCAAGAUGCGGAAUGGAUGAUGGAAAGUACAAUCUCAUUGGAUCGAGUUUGAUCAUUGACCCAGAAGGAAAGAUCCUAGCAGAAACGAAGACUAAGGAAGACGAAGUGAUUGUGGCAGACUGUGAUUUGGAUGCCUGCAGACAAGGUAAGACGAGGACCUUUGACUUCGGAAGACAUCGUCGAAUCGAGCACUAUACACGAAUCGUCGAGCAGACAGGCGUGAUGGAACCACCUCGACUAGCGGAGACACAUGGCACUAACACCACCACGACGAACGGUACCUCGAACCUCCCAACCCGACCAUCUCAAGACAAGAAAAUCCGCAUCCUCCUCUGCAACCCCAACGCCACCCAAUCCAUGACCGACUCCUGCCUAAAAUCCCUCUUCUCAACCCUAGCCCCAGACGUCUCCGUCAUCGGCUUCACAGGACCCUCCAACAUCGCCCCAACAGCGAUAGAAGGACUCUUCGACUCCGUCCUUUCCGCAGCAGCCUGUGCCCGAGCAUUACUCCCAAUCCAAAAACAAGAAUCCUACGACGCAAUCCUAGUAGCAUGCUAUUCCAACCAUCCUCUCAUCCCAAUGCUGCGCGAAGAAUUCGAAAUCCCAGUCAUAGGAAUCAUGGAAGCUUCACUCCUCGCCGCACGAACUUUAGGCGCGAGGUUUGGGAUCGUGGCGACGUCUCAAAGAUCGAAAGUCAUGCAUCAGGAUUCUGUGAAGGUGUAUGGCAUGGAGGGAAUUUGUGCUGGGAUUGAGAGCUGUGAUCUUGGAGUGCUGGAUCUGGAGAGAUUGCCGAGGAGGCAAGUUGUGGAUGUUAUGAGGAAAGUUGCGAGGAAGUUGGUGGGGCAAGGUGCAGAGGUUUUGACGUUGGGGUGCGCGGGGAUGACGGAUAUGAAGAGUGCUGUUGAGGAAGCUGUCGUGGAGGAAGGUGUGCAGGUGGUUGAUGGUGUUGUGGCUGGUGUUCAGCAUUUGGUGGGCAUUGUGAGGAUGGGUGGGAAGACUAGCGGUCGUCGAAUUAAGAGCCGUCCGAAGAAGCUAUCCGUAGAUCUAGCAAAGUAG